Messenger RNA from Klebsormidium nitens, 1698 nucleotides. The record is from the annotation of a GenBank genome assembly. NCBI's taxonomy places the organism in Eukaryota, Viridiplantae, Streptophyta, Klebsormidiophyceae, Klebsormidiales, Klebsormidiaceae.
AUGAGGCAGCAUGGCAUCGGCUAUGGCGUUGGAGACUUCAGUCAAGCGGUGGCGGACGAAGAUGCUGAGUUUGCUGACGAGCAGGCUCCUCCAUCUGUUGCUGCUAGGCAUACUUUCUUAGGUACUCGUGCUUUCCGCCCUUUAACCACCAGCCCUCAGGUUUUCCCAGAGAGCGAGAUAGCGUUUGGCCAGUUCUCUUCUCCUGAGGUGCAGGUCCCUGAAACUCAGCCUGAUUGUGAGGUGACUGGGUUUGCUGGGAGCGAGGGGCAUGUCACUGGCGUUGCAUCAGAUCAGCAGCAUGGAGGAGUUGCUGCUCGGCAGGAGCAUGAGCCUCCGUCAACUCAAGAGGGCCGCGGGGGCAGCCACAGGAAGGGGAAGGGGGCAAGUAAGGCACCGGCAGUGAGUGUCAAGCCGCCAGGUGUCACCAAGGCGACGGGCAAGAGUGGCAGGCUGUAUGUGCAGCGAGCGGUCUGGGGUGAGGGUCAUUGUUUGGUCUUGGCUGAUGGGAAGUUGUCAACAGAUGUUGCUAUUGAGGAGGAUGGGGGUGUCCGCGCAAAGCACACAACAGCCAAUACCAGAUGGGACUUGGUGGAGGAUUACUGCUUCGCCAACGGGGUCCACCGUUCUGCUUCAAGCUGCAAAGACAAAUGGGAGAAUCUGUUGGGGGAGGUCAAGAAAGUCAGGGACUACCAGAGAAAGAUUCCUUCUGGGAAGGAUGGGUACUGGGCCAUGGACUCGGCCGCAAAAAGAGAGGCUGCCCUUCCCCCGAACGUGUCGCAGAAAGUUUACGACCGUAUCGUGGAAGCUCUUGGGGGCACUGCAAGCAUGGACCCCCCCUCAGUCCUCCAGUCAGGCAGCGCGUCAGCUCCGGAUAGCGAGGAGGAGGCCUAUUUGGCAGGGGAGGGGCCUGACCCUGCGAAGCGCACCACGGGGUACCGCAAGAGGGCAUGGGGUUCAGCUAAGAAGGAGCUAAUUGGCACCUUGAAGGAGAACGGUGCUAAUUUGGGCGAUCAGCUCAAAGCAAGCGAGGAGGGCAAGGAGAAACGGUUCAAGGAGAGCAUGGAGUUUGAGGAUAGGAAGUUGAGGCAGCAAGUCGAGCUUGAGGAAAGGAGACUCAAGCAUGAUGAGAUGCUUGGGGGGGCAAUGCAGAUGAUGGCACAAGCAUUUGCACAAAUGGUGCAGCAGAAUGCGCGGCGAGAAAUGUUUGGUAGUACAGCGGGGUCAGCAAACUUUCCCCAGUGCUCAACAAUGCCAAAAGCAAUGCUCAGCAAGUGCAUCUCGCACAGCAAGAGCAUCGCGGUUGCCUCUCCCUCCAAGCGGACCAGCUGGUCUACCCCCCCCCUCAAAGUCAGUACAGCAGUGGAGGCAUCAGCGGCCCAAAAGGAGAAAGAGAUGAGGGCCGAAAUGAAGGCAGCUGUGGAGGCACAAAAGGAGAAAGAGAUGAAAGCCAAUGUAAAGGCGGCUGUGGAGGAUUCAGUGGCCAAAGGAAAGAGGAAGAUGAGGGCAGAAAUGAAGGCAGCCGUGGCUCAGAGGGGAAAAGAGAUGAGGGCCGACUGUGGAGACAUCAGUGGCCCGAAUGAGAAAGAGAUGAGGGCCCACAUGAAGGCGGCUGUGGAGACGAGAGAGACUGAAAUCAGGUAUGAAUCGCCGGCAGUAGAAUGCAAUGUUUUGGGUCGCCGUGUAUGCAGAGUUGUCUGA